Impatiens glandulifera is the source of this 2199-nucleotide messenger RNA. RefSeq names its product NACHT, LRR and PYD domains-containing protein 13. Gene Ontology annotation, molecular function: protein binding. Lineage: Eukaryota; Viridiplantae; Streptophyta; Magnoliopsida; Ericales; Balsaminaceae. The coding region runs from base 412 to 2037 and encodes 541 amino acids. The transcript has 15 exons. The record is from RefSeq and is a predicted model, not a curated record.
GCUUAGUUCACUAGUACCAUCUAUUGACAAACAAUAGUCGAUCGAUCGAUGUUUUGAACUAUCGAUCCUGGUUUCUUUCUUUCAUAGUCGGUAUGGGCGAAGUUCCAUCUCUAGUCUCUCUUUGCAUCGACGCAAUCAAGAAAUAUGUUCUUCAUGGUAACUUCAAAUACGGCAUACUGCUUCUUCAAUAAAGGAUCUAACUUCUUAUUCCUCUAAAUUCUCGCUGCAGAAGACGACCUUAUUCCGAGUCUCUAUGAAAUUCCUUCUUAUUUGUUUGAUUGCCUGCUGGCCAAGUUACCUGCAGUUUCCCUUCAGAAAAUACAGGAGGAGCUUCCAUGUGAAGACAAGGAUGUGGACAGUGUUGAAUCUGUUGAUGUGGGCUUUAGAAAUAAGAGGAAACGCAAAAGGUGUAUGGACUUUGAUGUAUUGUGGAAGAAAUUGUAUGAAUCACGUUGGCCUAAUCAUCAUAGAAGGAAGACAAAAGUGGAUUGGUUGGGAAGAAGUAGGGAGGAGCAAAGUGAGAUGACCAUGGACUGGCAGCAGAUCUACUGGGAAAAACAUUUGCAGAAUUGCUUGGAUGAAGCGGCAGCAAUAGCUUUGAUCCCUUCUUUUGAUGGCUAUGUGGGUGAUAUACCUGUUUCAGAAUCCAUUUUGAAUGCAAUUGGUUAUGAAUGCCCACUUGGUGUCUCACAGUGCAACUUUUCUAAGCUGUCUUACCAUUGCCACAAAUUUGGUGCAUUUGCGAGAUACCUCAGUCUGCAAAAUGUUCUUUGCAGCGAAGAAAUUUGUAGUUUGUUAAACAACAGUAGACUGAAAGGUCUGGAGCUUUGGUGGAUAAAGUCUAAGGAACAUGUCAAUGGAUUAUGCAGACUUCUGAGACAGAACAACGAAACUCUAAAAUCCAUUGCACUUAGUCACUGCAAACUCUCUUCGAGUUUAGUAGAUGAAAUUUGUCUUUCUCUACUAAAAAAGGGUCUGCAAACGCAUGGAAUCAAGCAUUUUGCAAUUAAGUCAUCAAGGUUUAGUGAAUCAAACCAAACCUCGUCACCUCGGGGAAUAGCUACAUUUCUAGCUUCUGGAAGGUUGCUAUCUUCCUUAACUUUCAGUGAUGACCGACUUGGGCCUAAUGACGCAGGAAUGGUUCUCACCACGUUACUUGAUGAUUCUUCGAGAAUAGUAUCUCUUGACCUUUCAGAAAAUAAUAUAACUGGUUGGAUGACUCAUUUUAGAUGUAGUUCAACAGUCUUGUCCAAUCCGUCUCUGGAGAUAGAAAAAUCAUUAAGUUUACUUUCUUUACUGAAUCUAAGGGCAUGCAAUUUACAUGGUAAUGACAUUAAGAAUUUGCAGAAUGCUCUAUUCUAUAUGCCGAAAUUGGAGACUCUUGAUAUAAGUGACAAUCCUAUUGAGGACCAAGGAAUAAAGAAUUUAGUUCCGGUCCUGGUUGAGUUGUCAAAGAGACAUUCUGGUAUUGCCAAUUUGAAAGUUGAAAAUUGUGACCUUUCCUCAGAAGGAGUUGACGAACUUUUAACUGGCCUUUCAACCUUGAAGAGACCAUUACAAUCUCUCUCAAUUAGGGAAAAUGACUUAGGCAGACCAAUUGGGAGAUCUCUAGGCAAAUUCUUGGGCAUAGGUAUUCAAGUACUUGAUAUUGAAGAAAUUGGACUUGGCUCAAAUGGCUUUCUAGAAGCAGUGGAAGAAAUAAGAACAGAUUUGAAUCUUGUUUCUAUCAACAUAAGUAAAAAUCGUGGUGGCAUUGGGAUGGUGAUUUUCCUAAAAAAGCUCAUUUCACGAGCACCACAACUAGCUAUCGUCAAGGCUGGUUUCAACUUUAUGCCUGUGGAAUCCUUGUCAGAAAUAUGCUCCGCCAUGAAAAUUGCAAAAGGUAAACUUGAGCAUGUUGAUUUGACUGGAAACACUUGGUCUGAUAAAGCAUAUGAUAUUUCGUUUCUGGAUGAGUUUAGUAUCAAUGGAAAGUCUAUUUUCAUACUUCCAUUGUUGGGGGGCGCCACAUAUGAACCUUAUGAUGAUGAACCAUAACAUAGAUGAUGAUGUUUAAUCAUUUUGUGUAGAAUCAGUUUGUUAUACCUGAUUUAUUCUUUUUGUAUAUCAAUUAUAAUAGAAUAUAAACAGAAAAUUAUAAUGUAAUUUAUCUUGGAUGCAUCUUUUAAUCAUAUUACUCUAUUUAUUGUCUCAUUUUUG